Micropterus salmoides (largemouth bass) is the source of this 6072-nucleotide messenger RNA. RefSeq names its product BRD4 interacting chromatin remodeling complex associated protein like (gene bicral). Gene Ontology annotation, cellular component: SWI/SNF complex. The coding region runs from base 959 to 3382 and encodes 807 amino acids. The record is from RefSeq and is a predicted model, not a curated record. Lineage: Eukaryota; Metazoa; Chordata; Actinopteri; Centrarchiformes; Centrarchidae. The transcript is spliced from 12 exons. Gene Ontology annotation, biological process: positive regulation of DNA-templated transcription.
UUAAAAAAAAAUAAAUUGUAACAUAACUUGCUUUGGCAGGUUUAUUGGUAUCUAUAAGUCACACUGCACUCAAUUCAAACCACCUAAUUUGGUCAGCAGCCCUGUCUUUCUUUGUUCCCCUUGAACCAAAGAUGGAGGCUGAACGUGGCUCAGUCGUAAAGACAGCCUAUGUCAUGGUAACAGCCAUUUUGUAGCAUUGCAGUUGUAACGUUUUGCACACACUCAGGAACACAGCCUGCAUUUCUCCCUGACUAUAACCAUAGACUGUAUAACAGUAAAAGAAAACAACCUAUAAUUAAAAGACCAUGUUGCCAAGUGCAACAGAUGAUUAAUGACUCAAAUGAAUUUUGAUUUAUAUUCUCACCAUGUGCUCCACAUUGUUUAAACACAUCAAUUACAAUAGACAAAGCAACUUGAUAUAUAUCCAAACACACCAUAACCUAUUACUCCGCUGUAUCAAAUGAGUGCUCAUGGGUUUGCUCUAGUUACCCUGUUAUUAUGAAGGACCAAGAUUGAUACUCGUGCUGGCUGACACAACAUAAAGCCAAGACCUCUUUCAAUGUAGAAACUCAAAUAACCAUUCAAGGUAUAAAUGGAGCAGGGUGGAGUUAUUUACAGUCAAAUGCCCAUUGACACUCUGUGCUGACUCAAAAGACAACCAAUGUGUGAAAGCAGGGUGUCAAAGGGGUGGGAGUGUGUGUCAGAUAAACAUCUGCCCUUUACUUAUAUACAGAUCUCCCACUGCACUGACUAACAUAACAUAUCUGCCCCCUCCCCAUUUCACUCACCCAUGUCUUUAUUUGUAUCUUAUCUACCUCACUCUCUCAACACCACCACACCCUGUAGCUCACACACGUACAAUUUUGUAAUCUUACUAAAUGCAGUUUCUCACCCUGCAGCCCCGGAAACAAAGGGUGUUCAAUGACUGAAUCCAUGCUUCCUGCUGGAAAUCUGUGUCAUGGAUGAUGAGGAUGAUCGCCAUCUUCUGGAUAUUUUAGGAGAUGUGGAUGCAUUAAAUGACUAUCUUCAUGGCAACAACAGCAAGUCUAUUGAGGAGGAUGAUGUAGCAAAUGCAGCUUAUGGGUCGGAUGGAUCCUUCUUUGCCAGCAACACGACUGGCUCCAACACUGGCCUCAAAGAUGGUGAUUUCGGUGAUGAUUCAGCAGGGGCAGGCCUCCAACUCUCCAGCAGCCUUUCUUUUAUCGAGGAUGAAUUGGGGCCGGAGACCUCCCCUGGAGGGGUGGAUCUUGGGGGAGAGGACCAGCCCUUCGACAUUCUACAGAAGUCUCUCAUGGAGGCCGACAUCACAGAGCAGACAUUGGCCCAGGAGGCCUUACUAGACUCCCAGCCGGCUCCCACACUAGUGCAGGCUCCUGUUCCCUUCCCCUCCCAGCUGGUCUCUGGGGGUUAUGGAGGGGGAAUGGGUGUGGUGACCACGACGACAGCUGCGUUCCCAGCAGGCCAGUUCCUGCAAGGGGUGUCCCAGCUACCUAAUGGCUCCGCCCAGCACAUCCAGGUGUUGGGCUCGUUCGGGGCCAGUGGUGGUGUGAUGACUCUGAGCAGCCUGGAGAGAUCUCCUCAGAUUGUGCUGAGGCAGGGGGCGCCUGUAGCAGCAGCAGGGACCACAGCAGGGGGGCAGGUGUUUGCCCCUACUCAAGGGCAGGUAGGCCAAGUCGGCUUACCUUUCAAAAACAUCCCCCUUCAAAACAUCAUCAUCCAGAGAGGCCCAGGAGGGAACCAGACUCUUGUCAGACCAAUCCAGCCUAAACCCCUUCAAGCUGGGGCUCAGACUGUCUACAGCCUUGGUCUUCAGCCCACUCCCACCACAAUGGCUAAUGUAGUUAACGCUAACACUGCUACUCCUGGGGGACACUACACAGCCAAUGGCUCCAUUGUAAUGCAGUCACCCCUGGAGCAGCAACAAGCACAGGCCCAAACAAAUAUAUCACCCGGACCGUUCUUGCUGCCCAGCUCUUUGUCUCUCACUCAGGCCAGCACUAUCCACAAUGGCCCAACUGACCCAAACGCAAAUGCCCUAAUUACCAGUCAGAAUGCGGUGCAGAUUGUUGCGGGGCAGAACUUCACUGCAUCAACAGGAGGCCAGCUAAUUUUGAAUCAGGGAGUAAUGGGUGGGAAUCAGGUUGGAGGGGGUGUAACACAAACAUGGACAGGAGUUUCCUGUGCGAGCUCCGCCCCUGCGCAGACAUCGUGCGCUCCUGGGCGGCUGACUCUGGUCGGCCCAGCGACGGCGGGGAUCGGCGGUCAAGGCCAAGUGGGGGCUGGACCUGUUCAGCGUCUUCUAGUGACUCAGUCUCAGAAUUGCACUUCUCUGUCCCCUUUACCUGGUACUGUGACACAGGAACAACAAGACUACAGACAGAAUUCGUCAUUAGAUGCCCUCAAACAGGACAGACAGUCUCAGCUCAGCAGCAUCCAUGCCAUGACAACCAUGACUCAAGAUUCAACGCUCAACUCUCAGGUCAGUGCUCAGAAGAGACCUGCCCUUCCGCCACUUACAAGAGGAGGAAUGAUUUUACAACAGUUGAGGAAGGAUCAUGCUGGAGUUCAGACCCCUGAUCGGCAUCGAUUCGCUUCAAUCGACGAUGCACUGCAGAGACUCCUCCCCUACCACGUGUUCCAGGGAGCUCCACCCAGCUGGGAUGAGUUCUCACAGGUGGAUGAAGAAUUUGAGGUAGUUGCAACUCAGGUGCUGAAGAGGACCCACGCCAUGGUAAACAAAUACAGACGGCUGCUAAUGGUGGAAGCAGAGCAUUCCAGUCCGUCAUCAGAAAUGGUGAUGAUUGACAGGACCUUCAACCAAGAGGAGCGCAGCAAUCUGACACAAGACAAACGCAUGGUACUAGUUGAUCCAGACCGCUUCUUGGAAGACUUCUGUUGUGGGACGAAAUCCAAACUUUUCCAAGAUCCCCUCCCCUCUCAGCCAUUGUCCAGCUGUAGUUGGAAUCAGUCGGACACAGGCUCUACGGAGCCACCGUACAGGACAGACUCCCAGCCCGGGUAUGGAGACCCGGGAGGGGGUGGGGCUGUAGGACCAGGUGCAGCAGAGAGACUUCACCCUCCACAGUUAGAAAACAAGAGUGUCCUGGAACUGAAGAGAUCCCAGCAACACUACAGUCCCAGCAGCGCCAGCAACAACAGCCUCACCGCAGCCAACAAUUAUCCCCAAGGUAACCCCUCACCUUUUGCAGCAACAUCAGGAGGAGGACAGACGCACUACCAGGUGUCUCACCACCUGUCCUCUCGCCAGCCCCAGCCCCAGCCCCAGCCCCAGCCCCAGUACCCCCCUCCACUCACCUCACCCCCUCACCCCGACACAGACUCUGCUCUUGAGGCGGCAGUCAACAGCAUCUUGGAAUGUUAAGAUUGGUACUCCAUCAUCCCUAAUAACAUAUGAUUUCAAUUUCUUUAGUGUGUGUGUGUGUGUGUGUGUGUGUGUGUGUGUACGUUUUGUUAAACUCUCCUUUUGUAAUAUUUGUUGUAUUCCCCCACAGCCCUGUGUGGAGAGGGGUUAACUCUUCUUUCAGGUCUAUUAUCUUUGCGUUACCAUUUCCGGCCAUGUAGCAUGUAUUUACUUGUUUUUGGUUUAUUAUUUAGGUUUUUGAGGCAUGAUGUAGGAGUCAGAUACUCCAUGGCAGGUAAAACGCAUGCACUUCAAGUUACCUAUAAAGAUCCGGGAUUGUGUGCAAUGCAAUGGAUUAAUGGAUGGAAAAUGUUCUUGUUUUGUUUAUUUUAACAUUAUUUUAAAAAGGUAGGGUCUGCAACUUAAGUAGCUUGAAUAGGAGUGUCCCUCUCUUCACACAUGCACACACACAUACGUCAUUAAUAUUUUGUGCCAGUAGAUUACCCCCACUAUGGUGAUAAAUAGGAAGGAGGAGGGACAAAAUGACGACUCUGUGCCUAAUUGUAGGAUUUUUAUUUUGAAGUGUUUACAUGAAGAAACUCUAGUCAAAAAUAUUCAUUGACAUCCUUCCUUCCUGCAUUACAAACAUGCACAGUGCACGCAGACAUGUUUUAGUACAGUGUGUCAAGUAGAUUCAUGGUUCAGAGGUGUAGAUUUCCUUUAAGGUAAGCUCAGUAGAGACACAUUCUCAAUUGCAAAUUGCACUAAACAUACUGUUGCUUAUUUCAGUAACUAUAUAAAUAUGAGGCUCUGGUUGAUAGACAGUGUAUGCUAGGCUAAACAGAAUGUGAACAUUUGGACCUAAACCAAAAUCUAUUAGCUUGCUUUCUGCUGCCUGCAACAAGGAUAAACUCUUAAUCGCACUAAAAACCAGUCAAGCUAGUCACACAGACAUACAUAGAGUAGUGUUACUGUACACAGCAAUUCUUUUUCCCCUUUAUGCUUAAGUCACACUUUCUUUGGCAUUUUUCUUUUGUACCUUAAAGGUAUGCAAGCCCUGACACAGACACAAGACAAAUCUCGAUCUCAACCACUUUAAUCAUUUCACAUUGUGUUUGUGUCAGGGGAGCUCAGUCCUCAGAUUGAGGAAGAUCUGUUACAUUAUGUUUAUCUAUUUUAUUUUGAUUUUUAUUUCCUAUUAUUAUUAUAAUUUUUUUUAGAAAUGACAUUCAAAAAGUUGACUGUUUUUGUUUGUUGUGACGUGUUCCCCAGCUUUGUGAACAUGACAAUAUCGUCAUUAGUUUAAAUGACCCUGGAGGGUCAUUGAUUGUACGUAUAUUUGUCUGCCUUCUGCAUACAGUAUAAUGAUAUAUUGAUCAUAUCUAUCUAUCUAUGCUUGACAUGUCUUUUCAGUGUGUUUGUUAGUCUGCAUACAUACAACACUGGUCUAUGACUUAUGUUUUCAUGUAGUUCGCUUGUUUGAUUGCCAUAAUCUUUGUGUUCGCUCAGUCCACCAAGAUGUUUUUCACACUUUCCAGUGCGUCAAGCAUUUCUCACAUUUCCUCUCUUCUCCCUCUCAGCAGCGCAACCAAAAUUCAAAAUAGGAGAGAGUAUGGUCUCAUCCAGAAUCACCGUCAGAUCUUUUUGUCAGCUCUGUGACUAUAGUGUAAAGCUGUAGUGUUUCCUCUGAAACUGUGCCCUUAAAAUGACUUGGGCUCCCACUGUGCUCUGGUUCUGUUUUAUUUAGUUUUUAGAACCAAAACUUAAUCUACUGUUAUAUUUCAUCACGAUGAAGAAUUAAUCCUAAAUUCAUCCUUCCAUUUAUGUUUUUGGAAUGACAUUUUUUGAAAAUAAAUCUACAGAAAUUUGCACCGCGGUAUAAGCAAGAGAGGGCUAUUUCUGCCAAAUCCAUCACAGGACCAAAGCUUAGGUUAAAUGUGUUAAAUGCUCCUGGUGUUGAUUCUGGAUAGUGUUACCUUUCUCCUAUAAAUGUGUCUGUGAAAAAUGCUUGCCAAUAGGCUACAGGAGCAGACAGAAGGCCUUUUAUAUGGGGUGAUAGAUUUUGUGUUUGAGUGCCAGUGGCCAUUGCAGCCUGCCUGCCUGUAUCUCUGCCUAUAGACCUCUUAUAUCUACCAGUGCACACUGAGAAUACUGGGCUCUCUGCUUUGAAAGCAAAUCUCUUAUGACAUGUAAGGGUCAAGUGAAAUUUGUUAUUUGCUCCUUCAAAUGGUUUCUGCGAGACUUUGUGCCUCUAUAGCACUUAUAUCCACAAGAAAGUUAGUUUUAGACUUGCACAAAGUAGGGACGUGUCCAAUUUUGGUUAAACAUUGUGUUAUCUUGAUGCAUAUCAGUGUCUAAGAGCCUGGUAGGAACAUACUGUGCUUUUUCUCCCAUUUUCAGUGCAGAGAUGUGUUUUUCUGCCUCCAUUUUCACUGUUGUUUUGUCUGACUUGAUUUGUAUAGUUUGUUGUUUUGUAUAAAAAUGAAAAGUGAAACACAAAAUAUUUAUAAUUUUUGUAUGGAGAGAACAAAAGAAGAAUGUAAAAAAACAAAAACAAACAUGAGAAAAUGGAAAUUAUUUUUUAUUGUAUUGGCUAAGAAGCGGCGUCAGGAAAAAUCAUUACAAAAAUACUGUCAUUUCUUCAUUUAUAGCUAAUCAGUGUUCACUACAGCAUCAAAAGAGAGUCAACAAUAAAUUCAUUUUGAAUACAA